CGCUCCGCGGUGACACGCCGGAAGUUAAAGCUUCCUCUUCCGGUGAGCGCCGAGGAGCAGGCCAGUGAGGGGGGGAUGACACGGAGCUAAAGCUAGCUUAAUUCUGUCAAGACUGCGCUCGAAUGCAAAGGAGUGUCCGAGAAAUUGGGUGUCCUGGUUGUUUUCCAUGCACGCAGACCAUUAACAUCCAAACUGUUUAGAGACGCCCGCAUUGUGAAGUUCUUCGGAUCAGCUUUACUGCCUGCUGCUGGGUGGCAGUGUUGAAGAAAUGGACCAGAACAACAGCAUACCACCCUUCCAGGGUCUGGCUUCCCCUCAGGGUGCCAUGACCCCAGGCAUGCCGAUGUUCAGUCCCAUGAUGCCGUACGGCUCAGGCCUCACACCCCAGCCAGUGCAGAACACAAACAGCUUGUCUAUACUCGAGGAACAGCAGAGGCAACAGCAGCAGCAGCAGCAACAACAGCAACAGCAGCAAGCACAGCAGUCCAAUGCAGGCCUUGCAGGGACGUCGGGGCAGACUCCUCAACUAUAUCAUUCCCAGGCGUUAGCAGGCUCGACCACCACUGCACUGCCAGGAGGCCCCGGGCUCUACAACACUCCGAUCGGCCCCAUGACCCCCCUCACUCCGGCUACACCUGCGUCAGAGAGCUCAGGCAUUGUCCCAACGCUACAAAACAUAGUAUCUACUGUAAACCUGGGCUGUAAGCUGGAUCUGAAGACUAUUGCACUGAGAGCCAGGAAUGCAGAGUAUAACCCCAAGCGUUUUGCUGCCGUCAUCAUGAGAAUAAGAGAGCCCAGGACCACCGCACUUAUCUUCAGCUCUGGGAAGAUGGUCUGCACUGGAGCAAAGAGCGAGGAGGAGUCGAGGUUAGCAGCUAGGAAGUACGCGCGGGUGGUGCAGAAGCUGGGCUUCCCCGCCAAGUUCUUGGACUUCAAGAUUCAGAACAUGGUGGGCAGCUGUGACGUGAAGUUCCCCAUUCGACUGGAGGGCUUGGUCCUCACACAUCAGCAGUUCAGCAGCUAUGAGCCGGAGCUGUUUCCAGGAUUGAUUUAUAGGAUGAUCAAACCCCGAAUUGUCCUGCUAAUCUUUGUUUCUGGGAAGGUAGUACUCACAGGGGCCAAGGUGAGGGCAGAGAUCUACGAAGCAUUUGAAAACAUUUACCCCAUCCUGAAAGGUUUUCGCAAGACGACGUAGAACUUGGUAGUUUUCAUCUCCCCCAACCUCGUCUCUUCUUUUGUUUUAUUUUUUAAGCUGCAUCAAAGUGACUCACUGGUGUUGAACUUUUUACGUGACGGACUGUAUGGGAUGUUGUACACUGAGAUCUUGUCUGGUUUUACCUUUUUCUUUUUUCUUUUUUUUUCCCCCUGCGGAUUUUUAAACAGGAUUUUAAGGGUCCUCUUCCAGUGUACUGAUCAAACAUGUAGGUGAACACCAUUUCCAUCCAUCUCCUGCAGUUUCAGGUUUGCUCUACCGUCACAUCCCUAAUUUGUAAAUAGCACUGUAAGAAAAUGUAAAAAGAUUUGUUGACGAACAGAAAAGCAGUCUGAAGGGGACUUGUUUUUAGUUUUGUUCUAAACAGUUUAACUACUUUUGUACGCUGCGUUUUUAGCCUUUGUUCGCCCACUUCCAGGCUUUUACUGCCCUGUGUUCAGAUCUCGCUAUUUGGAUCUUUCUUUCGACCCGUUCCAAGCAGUAAUGAAGCAGGUUUCUUACAACUAAAAGGUUUAAGACUAGCUGAAUUGAUUUAAACCUGUCACCAAGUUGUUUGUUUGGUUGUGCAGCUUCUGGCCCUGUUCAGGUACGCUCUGACUGGAGAGUCGGGCUGAAACGCGUUUUCUAUUGAAAAGUAAGGUAUGUUGUAAUUUACAGAAAGAAAUGUUUUAAUGGUUCAGCUGGAGCUAAACGUAUUUUUUUAUAUUUUAAAUAUGAAAAAGAUGGAAAUCAUGAGGCAGAUGCAGCUAGUUCCUGUUUCAGCGAUUAAUGGCAGUUUGGCAAUUGGUCAAAAUAUAAAUGUGAAGGAAAAAUGCUUCGUAAAUAAGUUUAUACCUAGCACUAAAAGAAACAAUUUGGUUUUAGUAUCUAAAUAUCUAUUUUUGGCCAUGUUAAAACUUCAUUUGAGGAUUUCUAUCAGUGUUGAAGACAUUUAAGUGAGUUUAGGUCUUUGGGUGUUUGUUUAAACACAAACUGUAAUUAAACCUCAACCAUUUCAACGCUUUCCUGUUAGCCAGCUCAACAUUUGCUUCGUAGUUGGAAUCAAAUCGGCGUCAGAAUCCGUCUCUGCCAUCAGAUUUCUGCGUUGAAUAUAGAUUUUCAGAAUAGAUCAGGAAGUGUUUUUCCAUCCGGUGCUUCAUCUGAAGUCGUUACAUGUUCUGCCUUCUGCAACAAUAAAGCUGUACAUACUGACUCCA
Molecule: messenger RNA, 2409 nt
Organism: Fundulus heteroclitus (mummichog)
Lineage: Eukaryota; Metazoa; Chordata; Actinopteri; Cyprinodontiformes; Fundulidae
Gene: tbp
Product: TATA box binding protein
Exons: 9
Coding region: 269-1195 (308 amino acids)
Biological process (GO): DNA-templated transcription initiation
Molecular function (GO): DNA binding; RNA polymerase II general transcription initiation factor activity
Source: RefSeq, a predicted model, not a curated record